Gracilinanus agilis (Agile Gracile Mouse Opossum) is the source of this 486-nucleotide messenger RNA. RefSeq names its product kxDL motif-containing protein 1-like. Lineage: Eukaryota; Metazoa; Chordata; Mammalia; Didelphimorphia; Didelphidae. The transcript has a single exon. Bases 1 to 486 code for a protein of 161 amino acids. The record is from RefSeq and is a predicted model, not a curated record. Gene Ontology annotation, biological process: lysosome localization. Gene Ontology annotation, cellular component: BORC complex.
AUGGCAAUGCGCAGAAGAAGAUCAGUGCCCAAGAAAGACCUUGGAAGGCUGGAAGAACUUGAGAAAACCAAUGAAAUGCUCUUGAAAUUUAACAACCUGUCCAAUGCCUGCAUGCGGCAGUUGAAGGAGCAUUUCGCACACCAAUCCAGGUCAAUGUUGGAGAUGAGGAAGGACCUGGACAGCAUCUACGGCAGGCUCCGGACUCUGAAAGUCAAGCUCUCAAACCAGUACCGAGUUGCUUUUAGUCAUAUCCAAGAGUCUCCCAUCCCAGAAGAGGAAGAGGAUGAUGUGGACCUCGUCCCAGCCAACUCACCUACCACCAUUGAUAACUCAGAACAGAGUAAGGAGCCCUGUGACACAAGUCCAGAUAUCAGCUCUCCAGUCCUGAACCCAGAUUUUGAAGAUUUAUCUCAAGGAGAGCUGGACUCUCCAGCUGUGAAUAGGGAGAGGCUGACGAGUGAUGAGGAUGGUGGUGAGAGGGUCUGA